AUGUUGGCUAGGCUUCUUUGCCACAUUAAAAAUGACAAAGCGUUUUGCACAUUCCAUUGCCUCACGCGCAUGGUACUUCAGGAGGGGGGAUACGAGCAGUGGGAGUGGCAAGGCAACAAGGUGAACUACGUGGUGGCGGGGGACGUUAAUAGUGACGCCACGCCCGUGCUACUCAUCCAUGGGUUUGGCGCCUCUGUCUACCACUGGAGGUACAACAUUCCAGCGCUGGCAGCCUCGGGAAGACCAGUCUACGCCAUCGAUCUCAUCGGUUUUGGGUGGAGCGACCGCGCGCUCAUCCAAUACAGCGCCGCCAUGUGGGCGGACCAGGUCUCCUCCUUCAUCCGCGACGUGAUUGGCCGCCCCGCCGUGCUCGUGGGCAACAGCGUGGGAGGGUACGUAACCCUCACCACCGCAGCCAACCACCCGGAUGUAGUCGCCGGUACUGUCCUUGUGAACGCCGCAGGCAAGUUCAGCGAGGCUCCUCCCGGCACGGCACCCCUUUCCGGAGCGGACGAGUCUCCGAGAGAGCUCAAAGCAAGGAAAGCCGCGGCAGCGAUGCCAGUGGAGACUCACGGGCACCAGCAUGGGGCAGAGGAGCAGGUGCCUUUCUCGGUGGUGGUGCGGGAGAAGGUGGGGGAGCUGGUGGAAGGGGUGGUGGCGGCGGUUGGGAAGGUUGCUCGGCGCGUGGUGCUGCACGUGACGUUUCUGCAGGCGAAGCAGCCGGGGAGGAUCAAGCAGGUGCUGGAGUUAGUCUACCCGAACGCUGCGAGUGUGGACGAGGAGUUGGUGCGGUCGAUUGUGCUGCCCACGCGCGAUCCGAACGCCGCCGAGGUUUACUAUCGGCUGUCUACUCAGGUGCUGCUGCAUCCCUCCGCUCUCUCCCUCAACGACCUCCUUUCGUCCCUUCGAGCCGCAUCUGAGAGUCCCAUGCUGCUGCUUUGGGGGGCCCUGGACCCCUGGAUGACUCCCGCCAAGGCGCAGACUAUUGUUGAUAAUUACUCUGCGGCACAGAGGGUGGACAUUUCUGCAGGGCAUUGCCCGCAUGACGAGGACCCAGAUGCGUUCAACCAAGCGUUGCUUCAGUGGCUGCAGCAGUCAAAGUUUUGA
This is a messenger RNA of Closterium sp. Yama58-4, 1107 nucleotides long. The record is from the annotation of a GenBank genome assembly. NCBI's taxonomy places the organism in Eukaryota, Viridiplantae, Streptophyta, Zygnematophyceae, Desmidiales, Closteriaceae.